GUUCAAUAUAAUGACUACAAAACCUUUAUUGGAGACAUUGCCCAAAGAUUUCCAUAAAAUGCCACCAAAUUAUGAUUUCUCUCACAGAGGAAUUAACUGGAAAGAUUACGAAAAAGAUUUUGUAUUGAGAACAGAUGCUGUUUGGGAAAAGGAAUAAUUGAAAGAUUGGUUCAGAUUGUACACUAAGUGCUUCUAUUUUGAUACUACAGCUAACAAAUAUUCAUUAAUGGAACCAGAUGAUGUUUACACAAUAUUAUUCGAAGGAUGGGCAUUGGAAGAUUGUCUAUUUCCAUUCAGAGGUACUACACCAACAGGCAGAACUAACUGCUUUUAGGUUGGAUUACCUCCCAAGUAGAAGGUGUAUGUUCCUUAUCCUACUUAUUAAUCACAAUAAGAUUAUUUUACAUUGUGUGCUCUUAGAUUUUAGAAAUGGUUUGAUUGUGACUAGGCUGAACACUUCAAAAUGGAUAAGACAGAAGCUGAUUACUUGAAAAGAGCCAAAGUAUAUCCAUGUUACGCAAUGUAUUAUGAAGCAGCAUAUGCAUGCACAGACGAUAUGUUCGAUUUCUUAAUGGAAUUAGCUUAUACUAGGAGAUCAAAUAGAACUUUUGAGUACAAUCACUUCUAACAUGAAAUGCGUAGACCACCAACAAUCUAUGAUUCUCCUAAAAAUGCAGAGAGAAUCAAAAAAACAUAUUGAAAUAUCAUCACAGUAAAUAUAAUAAAUAAUUAUAAUGAUCUAAUAAUGCAAGUAUAAA
Paramecium tetraurelia is the source of this 758-nucleotide messenger RNA. RefSeq lists its product as uncharacterized. NCBI's taxonomy places the organism in Eukaryota, Ciliophora, Oligohymenophorea, Peniculida, Parameciidae. The record is from RefSeq and is a predicted model, not a curated record. The transcript is spliced from 5 exons.